AUGGCUGUCGCUCAACCCAAAGCAAAGGCUCCCAAAGCUGCUCCAGCUACAAAAGGAAAGAUGCAAAUGCAUAGACGAUCAAGGACAGGUUGUUACACAUGUAGAUUAAGAAGAAAGAAGUGUGAUGAAGGCGCCAUAGCUUGUAGUGCUUGUAAGCAUCUCGGUUUACGAUGUGAAUACAAGAGACCCGGAUGGUGGGGAAACAAUGAGUUGCGCCGCCAGCAAAAAGAAGUUAUCAAGACCAUCAUCAAGAGAAAGAAGCUUACGGAGAAGACCACCGCAUCAUCCCAAGCUCAGUCACAACAAGUUAUGGCAUCAAGUAUCGAUACCCCUCCCGGACUUUCACACUCUCUUCCUACCUCUGCAACCUAUUCCGAUCCCUUGGACCGCAAUCGAUCAUCAUCAAUCGAUUCUCAAUUAUCUCUCUUUGAUUUCAAUGCUCCUCCAAUGGUCGAUUACACUGCCUACAAUACGCAAAUGCACUCAUCGCAUGCUCAGUACGCAACGAUGUAUCCUGAAUACUCACCAUAUGAAAUCGAUGUAAAGACGGAACGACAGAUGUUUGUUAAUGAUGUUCCUACUCAUCGUGAAUCAACCAUUUCGACCUUUAGCACGUUCCACCCACCACCGCCACCCAAUUCAUUGCUACCAUCUUUCCCUAUUGAUCAUGAGUGGGAUACCGUAUACAAUGAGCGUCAUGAACUUCUGGCAGAAGAAGCAUUGAACAUGAAUCUUUUCGACUUCUCACACGGACCACCAUCUACAUUUAGACAAGUUGCUAUUGAGUUGGAUGAGAGUGAUCAAAGACUCCUCGAUCACUUUGUCUCCGAUGUUUUACCGACCAUAUUCCCAAUUCUUGAGACUAACCAACAUGGUUCCGCACGAACAGAUUACAUCCUCCCAGCACUCCAGAGCAACAAAUGCUACUUACAUUGCUGUCUUAGCAUUUCUGCUCAACAUUUCAAAUCCACCAUGAAUAUUCAAGGUGAUCAAAUCGAUAACGAUAUCAUGCGCCACCGCUACGCAACUAUCUCUGAACUUUGCGAGGCUCUCAACCGCGACACAGAUCAUGUAUCGAUAUUGGAAGCUACUUUAGGAAUGAUCUUCUUUCAAUGCUCAGUAGGUCGAUUUGACGACUCUCUACCAGACAUUCCAUGGCACCAACAUUUCCAAGCUGCCAUUUCUCUUGUUCAAAAACUUGAAUUACCUCGUCUAGUCACCGAAUCGCAUGAUCUGAUGUCCUUCAACAUGACUCUAACAGCUUGGAUUGAUAUCCUCGGUUCUACCAUGCAAGGCCGUGCACCAACCUUCGCUCACACUUACAGAGAAAAGCACUUGUCGCAAACCAACUCAUCUCUGGGAUUGAGAGAGCUCAUGGGCUGUGAAGAUCGUGUGUUAUAUCUCAUCUCCGAAAUCGCUUGCUUAGAAGCUCUCAAGAAUGACGGCAUGGAUGACAUUCAACUAUGUCAACAUGUUCAUGCUCUAGGUGACCAAAUCGGUCUCACGGAGAUUGGUGAAAUGGGACCAAGAUACCCAUAUAAUGCUCAUGGUGCUCUGAGCCCAAAGCAAUUGAGCAGAAAUAUGACGGCCGCUUUCCGUCUCGCCGCUCGUAUCUAUCUUUGUAGUCUCGUUCCCGGUUUCUCCCCAACUCAAGAUAGCUGUGUUGGUUUGGUUGCAAAACUGACUCAAGCUCUUGAAUUCAUCCCAGCCGGACCCAUUGGUUUUGACCGCAGUCUCGUGUGGGUUUAUCUCAUUGGAGGAUCCGUCAGUACUGCCAACUCACCCUUCCGUCAUCAUUUUGCCGAUCGUCUCGCUGCCCUUGGUGAUCUCGCCAACCAAGGAAGUUUCGGUCGCGUAACCACUCUUCUCCAAGAAGUCUGGUCACAUGUCGAUGGACGAUACAGUCCUGGUGGUGGUGAUGCACAUUAUGUCUCCUGGAGAGAUGUUAUGCAGAUGAAGGGCUGGGAUUUCUUGUUGAUCUAG
Messenger RNA from Sclerotinia sclerotiorum 1980 UF-70, 1983 nucleotides. RefSeq lists its product as hypothetical. Gene Ontology annotation, biological process: positive regulation of transcription by RNA polymerase II. The record is from RefSeq and is a predicted model, not a curated record. Gene Ontology annotation, molecular function: zinc ion binding; DNA-binding transcription factor activity, RNA polymerase II-specific; transcription cis-regulatory region binding. NCBI's taxonomy places the organism in Eukaryota, Fungi, Ascomycota, Leotiomycetes, Helotiales, Sclerotiniaceae. Gene Ontology annotation, cellular component: nucleus. The coding region runs from base 1 to 1983 and encodes 660 amino acids. The transcript is spliced from 2 exons.